Suricata suricatta (meerkat) is the source of this 8150-nucleotide messenger RNA. RefSeq names its product glucocorticoid modulatory element binding protein 1 (gene GMEB1). Gene Ontology annotation, cellular component: nucleus. NCBI's taxonomy places the organism in Eukaryota, Metazoa, Chordata, Mammalia, Carnivora, Herpestidae. The coding region runs from base 3040 to 4761 and encodes 573 amino acids. Gene Ontology annotation, molecular function: RNA polymerase II cis-regulatory region sequence-specific DNA binding; DNA-binding transcription activator activity, RNA polymerase II-specific. The transcript has 10 exons. Gene Ontology annotation, biological process: positive regulation of transcription by RNA polymerase II. The record is from RefSeq and is a predicted model, not a curated record.
ACGCCCGCCCGGGAGGAGACCCUCAGAAGCUUGGCAGGGGAGCAAGAGAGGAGAGUGGGUUCUGCUAGGGGAAGGAGGCCCGAGUUUCACCCGAGGGGCGCGUUAGAGGCCUCGGCCUUUCAGUCCAGGGGAAAAAGAGGCAGGUGCUGUUCCGAAGGCGUGGUGACUGGGUGGGCAGUGUGAGCAGGGGACGAGGAGGAAGAGCUCCAGGGGAAAGUGAACAGGCCCCUGCCUUUCCGAUGAGGGGGCGGUAGGAAGAUGCCUCAGAGCCUCAAGUAGGAAUGGGAAAGGUCCAGACCUGUGAGGGAACGAGAGAUUGAGUAUGUCAGGGGUAUGUCAGGGGGUGGGAAAACCCAUGUUUUGGAGGACCGGAGAGAAUAUAAUUGAGGGGAAGAAAUGACAUUUCCACUUUCAGAAGGGACAGAGGAACUGGCUAGCUGUCUCCUAAUUGAGGGGCAGAAAGGAUGAGAGCAGAGCCUUACCUGAGAGCCCUGGAGAGGGAUCCACCAGACCAGACUAAGGCGUGUCCAGCCUUGACCUAGGGAGUGGGGGAAAGCUUGCCUAUCCCAGAACAGGAGGAGGUCUGAAUUCUCUUCAAAUGAGAGAAAUCCCUAAAGUACUUUCCUAGCAGACACAGAAGGGGCCUUCUUUGGUGUCUGUCUAGGAGAACCAAUAACUGGGUUUCCCUCAACUUGGAGGAUUAGGGAAAGGGAGGAUCAGAUCAUUCUAGAGUCACAGAGGGAUUCUUCUCCCUUGCCUCUGGUAAUGUUACCAAAGUGCUUUCGGAGGACCUUUUCAUUAAAUGUUUGGAAGGUCUUCCUUAACUCGUAAGCCUUUUAUCAAUUAUGGACACUUAACAUAUACUGACUUGAUGACUUUUUUCAUUAGUCAUUAGUCAACCACUUAUUCAUGUUUACCUUAACAAAUGCAUAUUAAAUAGCUAAUUUGUAUUCAAAUUCAUCUGGUAAGCUUGGGCCCUAAAUUGGUCUUGUCCUAAGCAGAAGUCCCCUAGAGUCUAUCGUGAUGACCCUUCAAAGAAUGCUUUUAUCCCAUUGCUUCCCCAAACACCUGUCUUCAAUAUGUGACCUAUCCCAAACUUCAUUUGCUUUGGCUAUGUCCUUCACAGUGGUCCUGUGUAGCAUUCUUGUUGGCUUUUUUACAUAUGAUAACACCCUGGAUCACCUACUGAAUGCAUGAGAAGGAAUAAAGAAUAAAAUGAAGUUUCGGCCUUAAGUAAUAAUAAAGUUUUAACUUCACUAUAUUAUUAUUGUAUAUAUUAUUAUAAUGGGAAUUUCUUAAUAGACUACACAAUCUACAAAAAAUUAUAAUACAGUAUGGAAUAAAUACCUUUUGGGGUUAGAAAGUUUCAGGGUAUCUGCUACUUUUACCUUUUCAACUAUCAACUCUGAUGUCCCUGCGAACAUGUGACACUCAUGAUUUUGCCACGUUUUAAACAUUAGUUUUCAGGGGUGCCUGGCUGGUUUAGUCGAUGGAGCGUGGGACUCUUGGUCUCAGGGUCAUGAGUUUGAGUCCUGUGUUGGUACAGAGAUUACUUUUAAAAAAAAAAAAAGAAACAUUCGUUUUCAAAGCGCAAAAGAUGAAUUUAAUCCAGAGUAGGUCAGAUGUCAUUUGUUUAGUUUUCCAGUAGUUAAUGUGAAUAGGCUUGUGCUGACUCUUGAUCAAGGUAUCUUUUUUGUCUUUGAAAAGAAAUACAAAAUAAUUCUUUUCACAGAGAUUUGACAUCUUUAUGUGUGUUCCCCUACAAUUGGAGUGUUGUGUGAUUACACAAUGAAUACUCUAAGGCCCCUUCCAUGAAAUACCCAAAGGAGCAGCUCAGUCAUCUUGCCUCAGGAGUUUUUGUUGCUAUAAACAAGAGCUACUUUUCAGUUUAUACUCACCUCAAAGAGAUGACCUUUCAGUUAGCCAGUGUAGUCUGUAGAGCUGGUUUCAGGUUACUUGUCAGGAAUGUGGUAUUUAGGUUAAUGAGAUAUAGUCAACCUAAACUUGCUUCUCUAAAGAAUGUAAGGAUUGCCAUGUUGGAUCAGACCUGUGUCUCUUACUGACACUGAAAGACAUAUUGUGGAUGAUUAUAAUUAUCUUCUUGGAUAAACUCAGAAGGUUAGAGAAUAUUUCUCAUGGGUUCUAAGGAGUGGGAGGGCUAAGGAGUAAAAUAGGAGUUCCUACUGAGGAAAGUAUUAAUCAAGUAGUUAGUCAACCACUUAUUCAGAGUGUUGUAGAGAGGACUCAACCUUAGAGUAGAAGGUUAAAACCAGAAGCAUCCUUCUAAUUCUCCUCUAACCCAUUAAUUUACUUAAGCUAUUUAAACAUUUUUAAACCACUGUUUUAGAAUAAUAAUUCCGUAAGUUUGUUCCAUGCUAAAGUAUUAUUACAUCUUUUAAAUUCAUUCACUAUGUCCUAGUAACAGAAUAGUGCUUGACAAUAAAUGUCCAACAAGUGUUAGCUGUGAUUAUUUUAGUUCAAGCUACAUUUCAUUUAUUUGUCUGUUUAUUUUGAGAGAGGGAGAAGCAGAGGGAGAGAGAGAAUCUUAAGCAAGCUCUGCGAUGAUGCAAAUCGAGCUCCAAGGUCCUGUGUGAGGCUUGAUUCCAAGACCCUGGGAUCGUGACCUGAGCGGAAAUCAAGAGGCGGAUGCUCAACUGACUGAGCUACCCAGGCACUCCUAAGCUACAUUUUAAUGGUUCAAAAUUUGAAGAUAUCUAUUGGUUCAAUUAUUCUAGAAUUUGAUAGCAUUUGAUAGUAUUUCUUAUUCGUAUCCCUUUUUGUUUUUUUCUAGAGUCUAAGGUCCUAAUUGUUUUGGUUCUCCUGUUGGCAGCCAGCUGAACCAGUCCAUUGAUUGUCUCUUUUAUCCCUAGUUUUAAACCUUUAAAUUGCAGAAGUUCAGAUAGUGUACUGUAAUAUCUUACAAUUAAUUUUUUUCUAGUAUAUGACAAUGUCGUGCAUCCCUUUCCUUCGUUUAGUUCCUGAAGAGCACCUACUCUCCCAUUUCAUAUCCAAGCCCAGCUAUCUGACUUCAUGUGAAAGAUGGCUAAUGCAGAAGUAAGUGUUCCAGUGGGGGAUGUGGUUGUGGUUCCCACUGAAGGAAAUGAAGGGGAGAACCCUGAAGACACUAAAACCCAAGUGAUCUUGCAGCUCCAGCCUGUGCCGCAAGGUUUGUUUAUCGAUGGACACUUUUACAACAGGAUUUAUGAACCUGGGUCCGAGAACAACACGGCAGUCGUGGCAGUAGAAACUCACACAAUUCACAAAAUUGAAGAAGGGAUUGAUGCAAGCACUAUAGAAGCAAAUGAGGAUAUGGAAAUUGCUUACCCCAUAACUUGUGGGGAGAGCAAAGCCAUUCUUCUCUGGAAGAAGUUUGUAUGUCCAGGAAUAAAUGUGAAAUGUGUCAAGUUCAAUGAUCAGUUAAUCAGUCCCAAGCAUUUUGUUCAUCUGGCUGGCAAGUCUACCCUAAAGGACUGGAAGAGAGCCAUUCGUCUGGGUGGAAUCAUGCUCAGGAAAAUGAUGGACUCCGGACAGAUUGAUUUUUACCAACAUGACAAGGUUUGCUCCAAUACCUGCAGAAGCACCAAAUUUGAUCUUCUUAUCAGCAGUGCAAGAGCUCCAGUGCCAGGACAGCAAACAAGUGUGGUGCAGACACCCACUUCGGCCGAUGGUAGCAUCACACAGAUUGCCAUCUCAGAAGAGAGCAUGGAAGAGGCAGGGCUGGAAUGGAACUCAGCCCUCACUGCUGCUGUCACCAUGGCUACCGAGGAGGGUGUGAAGAAAGACUCAGAGGAAAUUUCAGAGGACACUUUGAUGUUCUGGAAAGGAAUCGCCGAUGUAGGACUGAUGGAAGAAGUUGUCUGCAAUAUACAGAAGGAGAUAGAGGAGCUACUCAGGGGAGUUCAGCAGCGGCUCAUUCAGGCUCCCUUCCAGGUAACAGAUGCUGCUGUUCUCAACAAUGUAGCACAUACAUUUGGCUUGAUGGAUACAGUAAAGAAGGUUUUGGACAACAGGAAGAACCAAGUAGAGCAGGGAGAAGAGCAAUUUCUCUACACUCUGACUGAGCUGGAACGCCAGUUGGAAGAGCAGAAGAAGCAAGCUCAGGAUCACAGGCUGAAAUCUCAGACGGUUCAAAAUGUGGUACUGAUGCCCGUGAGCACUCCUAAGCCUCCAAAAAGGCCCCGGCUCCAGCGACCAGCUUCCACCACAGUCCUGAGCCCUUCUCCUCCGGUCCAGCAGCCUCAGUUCACAGUCAUCUCACCCAUCACCAUCACCCCAGUGGGCCAGUCAUUUUCCAUGGGCAAUAUUCCAGUGGCCACCCUCAGCCAGGGCUCCAGUCCUGUGACUGUUCACACACUGCCUUCUGGCCCUCAGCUCUUCCGCUAUGCGACAGUGGUCUCCUCUGCCAAGAGCAGCUCACCAGACACAGUGACCAUCCACCCUUCAUCUAGCUUGGCGCUGCUAAGCUCCACUGCCAUGCAGGAUGGGAGUACCCUGGGCAACAUGACCACUAUGGUGAGCCCGGUGGAGCUGGUGGCCAUGGAGUCUGGCUUGACCUCGGCGAUCCAGGCUGUUGAAAGCACCUCAGAAGAUGGGCAGACCAUCAUUGAGAUUGACCCAGCCCCAGACCCAGAGGCUGAGGAUACUGAGGGCAAAGCAGUCAUUUUGGAGACAGAGCUGAGGACUGAGGAGAAAGUUGUGGCUGAGAUGGAAGACCACCAGCAUCAAGUCCACAAUGUGGAGAUUGUGGUCUUAGAGGAUUAACUGGGGGAUCUCAGGGCCAGGAGAUAUGCUUUGGUUUGGGAUUUUAAUUAUUUGUUUAUUUUUAUCAUUGUCCCACUCAUUUCCACAUAGGAUCCUUUUUUUAAAACAAAAUCUCAUUGUUGUAAUGGAAAAUGUUGGGUCCCUCCCUCCCCCUCAUUGACAAAUGGACAAAAACAAGCUGUCCUUCCAGAAGUUGAGAGUAGGUCACUCAAUGUCUAAAUCCUUUUACACAAAGAAAGUUAGUUCUUUUAGGGGAGGCAUCAAGAUAACAAGAAACACUGUCCAGAAAGCCCUUUCCAGGCUAGUCUGUCUGUGUAUGCAUGCGGUUUUAUAUUUGUAAAGAUGCAUUGACCAAACUCUGGAACGCAGAUCUGACACUGGAAGGCCACCCACCCACACAUGGACGCUGAAGGAUACUUUAUUGUGUAUCCUGGAAAGGGCCCUCAGAGGCCAGUGCAAACGAAACUCUGAAAGGAAAGCAAGUUGAACUGUGCUGAGAGGGGAAGGUGGCAUAUCAGCAGCAGCUAGAUAAGGGAAGUGCUUUGGCCAGGAUGGGGCAGGGAAAUUAUCUUCCAGAAGUGCAACUGAUGCCUCUUGACAUCUAUAAGGGAUAUGACCAUGGGUGCCAUUUUGAGGAGAGGCCAGUAAUAAGUGGAAGGGUAUGUCUCCAUGGACCCAGUGGCAUCAGGGGCCUGGGGCCUGGGGCUUUGCAGAAAUAGAAAUCUGAGUUGUCACAGCUGUGCUUUGUGAUUCAAGCUCACUUUCCCCUUCUUCCCCAACUUUGUCAAAGCACUUAACCCCACCCCCCCAACUAGGAUCAAUCCAUUCAUUUACAAACUAUGUGAGGUGGUGUAAAUGUCUCCAGUUCCGGACUGUGGCUGUCAUGGGGGUGGGGCUCCAAGGCCAUUGUUUUUAUUGCAGGACUCCAGGUGCAGGGCAGUUCCUCAUCCAGACCAGCUGCCCUUUUUCGUGGGGCCCUUUUUUGGCUUUGGAACCAAAAGCAGCCACGCAUUUGGUGCUUCCUCAUGUUCUGCCCUCCAUCCCUCAACUGUUAAUGGCAUCUGUCUCCUGGAUCCCACGCUCUUCAGCUUUUUGGCUGAUUUGGAGAACAGCGACAGGUGCCUGCCUGCCUUCAUCCUCUUUUAGAUUCAUUUAUACCACGGAUGUUUCUGUGAGAUAUUGAGCUCAUUAAAAAACAAAAAAACAAACAAACAAAAGAAACCCGUGGGCUUGGCAGGGAAGACUCAACAGCCCCACCCUAUCCUGAGGCACCAAGUAGAUGUCUCCUCCUGAUCCGGCUGGACUCCCUGGGAAAGAAGCAUUGUCUGCAAUAUUAUAUUAUAGGAAUGUACCAGGAAUAUCAAUAAUAAUAUCUUUGGGGGGGGUUAUUAUUUUUUUAUGUUGUUUGUAUAUUGAGAGCUGGGCCAUUUUCUGUGCUGUGAUUCCUGCUCUUUGACCAUUUUCAGUGUUUGGGGCAAGAGUGGACCCUGGUUUUUAUUUCUUUGAUUGCAUCGUUUACUGCACUAGGAAAAAUAUAGCGAAACUGCAGACAAUUUAAAAGGAAAAAGAGGUCAAAAAAGAAAGCACACACCUUAGGAGUGGGAGAGGUUUUUUUUAUUAAAAGCAAAACUUUGACUUAUAGUUUCUUUUUUUUUUUUUUUUUUCUAAGAAGGCACCCACUGAAGCCAUGUUUCUUCCAACACAUGUUGGAAACCCUGUUGUCAAGCAAGUGAAGAUUGCAUUCUGCCAUCUUUCAGAUGGCUUUAAUAGCUAGUGAAGCCCUCUAACUUUGGAGGGCCAAUCUUAAAAGCCUUAAGGGUGAGAUUUCUUAACCCCAUGUAUUUGUGGCUUUCAGCUUUAAAAUUGUCUGGGGUUUUACUUUUCUCUUCAAAAUGUUUAUUAGGUGUAGCAAUCAGCUUAGAACAAACCUUCAGCCCUUUAGCGAAGGAAGUGGCUUUUAUUAUUGCUUCUUUAGGUUUUCUGAUGGUACAUAAACAAAACCAAAAUUUCGGUCUAAGCCUAAAAUUGCUACUUGAACCUAGGAAGGCACAUGUCAUCCCUAUCAUGGUUUUUAGGGACACUUUUCUCUUUCCCAGAAAUAAAAGUUCCGAUUCAGGAAGAGGGGGAGCCCUAGAGAACACCCACACACUAGCUCAGGUUCCUUUCUUCUGUCAGCUAUUGUUGGUAGUGUUUUAAAAACAGUGUGAGCACCAUGCUUCCAAAGUCAAGAGAUCUCCUCCUCCUAAAGACAGAGCCUGUUUACUUGCACUCUUUGAAUAGUCCGGCUGGUGGAAAUACACGAGCUUUGUUGUUUUCCUGGUCUUCCAAUAGCCUGUCGUUAUUGCUAGCUGCUGUGGUACCUGUUGUGUGGGGGUUUCCUCAGAACCUUGGUCUAAAUGAUCUCAGACAGCGUGAGAAAUAUGCAAGCCAUUGCUAUGUGCACAAGCAGCUGCAAUGAAUCAUUCCUCAGGCUGACUUGGCAGUAGCCAUCUAUAUUUCUGUUCAUUCAUUAAAUAAACCUUUAUAAGUACCAUCUACAUGCCAGGCUUUGUGCUAGGCACUGGCAGUACAGAGAUGAAGACAGAGUUCCAGCACUCAAGGACUUCAUACUUCACAGGUUGUCUGGAGUUAAGAACUGUAUUUCAAUAUAAUUGGUUUUCUUUUGUAAUCCUAUGUAUUUUCUUUCAUGCACUGAAAUACAUUAUUCUGCAAAUGAGUCCAUAGGUUUCAGCAGACUCCCAAGAGGCACAACAAAGUUAAGCCUUUUCUAGUGAGAUACUGAAAUGUAUUGGGUUAAGUGUGGUGACAGAGCUACUGGCUGGGAGCUGAGAACAAAGGGUCACGGACCUGAUCCAGCUUAGGGAUGGGGUCAGCAAAUACAGGAGUACUUCCUGGAGAAGGUGUAUACCUAAACUAAUUUAGGAGAGAACAUUUUUGGCCAGUUUUUGUUUGUUUGUUUGUUUAUGUACUCCAUUUCAAGUAGUUGGGCUUAUUGAUGUAAGAGGGGGGAAAAUCCUGAGUCUCUUGCUGCCUCUGCCUCCAGAGCUAGGCAGUCAGCAGCAUGGGCUAUCUCCUGAGAGUAUCCCACUGGGAAAAGCCGAGUCGUGUGUCAGCUUCUCUGAAUUUCCAUCAGAGGAAUCCAGUGCCGGACUGGAAGUUUAGCUGGUAGAAGGUAAAUGCCCCACCCUUCCUGCCCUGUGGUUUCCACAAAGGCCCUGGAGUCAAUUGUACCAAGGUCAUAUCUUGGUUAUGCCCCUGCCUUGUUCUUCUCCUAUCAAUCGCUAGGUUCCUUCCCUAUACCCACCCCUCAAACAAAACAAACUCCCAGUUACUCUGAAUUUAAAAAAAUGGACAAUAUACCUGAAUAAUCAAGAUUCAAAGCCACUUCA